Brenthis ino (lesser marbled fritillary) is the source of this 495-nucleotide messenger RNA. Lineage: Eukaryota; Metazoa; Arthropoda; Insecta; Lepidoptera; Nymphalidae. The record is from the annotation of a GenBank genome assembly.
AUGGCUGACGUAUUAGAUAUUGAAAAUUCAGUAGAAUUUGAAGUUGACGAAGAUGGUGAACAGGGAAUUGCUCGCCUGAAAGAGAAGGCGCGAAAACGCAAAGGACGUGGCUUCGGCUCAGAAUCUGGCGGCGUUGGUUCAGAAAGAGGAAAUAGGGGAAGAUAUGACAGCUUAGCGCCAGAAGGUGAUGGCAACGCACCUGGUCCACAGAGGUCCGUAGAAGGUUGGAUCUUAUUCGUGAGCAAUGUACAUGAGGAAGCCCAAGAAGAAGAUAUACAGAAUCAGUUCUCAGAGUUUGGUGAAAUUAAAAACAUACACUUGAACUUAGAUCGGCGCACUGGAUUCUUAAAAGGUUAUGCCUUAGUGGAAUAUGAGACCUACAAACAAGCAGCUAGUGCCCGAGAAGCCUUAGACGGAGCUGAUAUCUUGGGGCAAGCUAUCUCGGUGGACUGGUGCUUUGUGAAAGGCCCUUCAAAAAGCCACAAGAAACGUCGA